AUGGACGCUGAUUGCAAUCCUGUGGAGUUGCCCAAUAAUUCAGGGUUUGAAGAGGAUUCCAAUUAUGGAGACUUUGAAGGAACAGAUGUGAAAGAUAUGAGACUAGAAGCCGAAGCUGUUGUGAAUGAUGUUCUGUUUGCUGUCAGCAACAUGUUUGUCUCAAAAACCCUUCCCUGUGCAGAGGAUGUGGCAUAUAUCAAUGUGGAAACUAGAGAAAGGAACAGAUACUGCCUGGAGCUCACUGAAGCAGGACUCAGGGUAGUAGCUUAUGAUUUUGAUCGGACUGAUGACAGACUGCAAACUCCAUACCAUGAAACUGUCUACUCCCUAUUGGACUCUCUCAGCCCUGCAUAUCGAGAGGUGUUUGGAAAUGCAUUACUACAGAGACUGGAAGCUUUGAAGAAAGACAGUCAGUCAUGA
Tauraco erythrolophus (red-crested turaco) is the source of this 420-nucleotide messenger RNA. NCBI's taxonomy places the organism in Eukaryota, Metazoa, Chordata, Aves, Musophagiformes, Musophagidae. The record is from RefSeq and is a predicted model, not a curated record.